Molecule: messenger RNA, 1670 nt
Organism: Exophiala viscosa
Lineage: Eukaryota; Fungi; Ascomycota; Eurotiomycetes; Chaetothyriales; Herpotrichiellaceae
Exons: 2
Coding region: 364-1482 (372 amino acids)
Source: RefSeq, a predicted model, not a curated record
AUGCAAAGGGCCCCUGGGCGUCUUAGACCAUAAACAGCCAGUCAAAUCAUGCCAUGCUAGCCCAUGAACAGCUGUUUAUACGAUCUGUGGCUAGACGGACUUGUUUACCACUAUCUAUGGCUCGAUAUCCUGGUUCUCCAUCCGGGCAUCAGGUAAUCACAACUGAGGAUCCUGAAAUCUCGAGUGGGUGGUCGGCCCCGAGCACAGCAAGAAUGUGAUACACGAAUACUGAUCCGGAUGCCAUGUUGCCCCGUCUGCUGAACGAUGAGCCUCAACGGCACUUUUAGCUGCAUACUUAAUGGACCUGCUCACCCUCCAACCUGACCCUCUCUCCUGCACAAAGUCUACAAACCUUCACCCACCAUGUCGGCGCUCAAAGAAUUCAUCUCCCCCAGCCGAGCAGUAUCCUUACCUGCCGUGCAAGCGUCCAAUGCCGCUUUCAUCGAAUCCCUGACUGAACCAAUUGUCGGCGUCUUCGUCGGCGGCACCUCUGGUAUCUGUGAGUACGCUCUUCGCGCUCUAGUAUCGACCACAGCCUCCGUGAGCAAAAAGAAUGGACACGCGCCCAACCUCCGGCUAUACAUCGUCGGCCGCAACGCCAAAGCUGCGAACGUGACCAUAUCCGACUGCCGGAGACUGCUGCCCAGCGCCAAGUUCACCUUCGUCAAGGCCGAAGAUCUCUCACUGAUCAAAGAUGUCGACCGAGUCUGCAAUGAGAUUGUCAGCUUAGAGAAGGCCGAAAACCCCAACACAGCCCCCAGGGUCGACCUUCUGUACAUGAGUCAGGCCGGUGCAAUCACUGGCGUGCGACACGACACGACAGAAGGCCUCGACAAAAUGAUGGCACUGAUGUACUAUUCGCGCAUGCGCUUCGUGGUCAACCUCCUCCCACCACUCCUCGAGUCCAAGAUAUCCUCAGGCGCGCACAUUGUCUCAAUCUACGCUGCGGGCUCAGAGGACAAACUGUGGACCGAGGACCUAUCGCUCCGCCAGCCAGGACACUUCGACUACAACACGGCGCGCUCGCACAUGGUGUACAUGAAAUCGCUGUUCAUGGACAAAUUAGGAUCGCGAUACCCCGGCAAAAUCAGCUUCUGCCACGUCUUCCCCGGUCUAGUCUUCACGCCUGGCUUCAAGAACCCCGAGUUGCCUUUCUGGUUCAAAGUGUUGUUCCCAAUUAUAGGCAGGCCGCUGAUCUGGUUGAUCGGUGUUCCCGCGCAAGAAGCCGGCGCGAGGAUGCUGUACCUUGCCACGCCUAAGUUUGCGGCACGUGGGGCGGCUACCGCCAGUGGUGAUCAAGUGGCGGAAGGUUUCGACGGGAAGGCAGGGAGCGGUGUGUACUCUCUCUGGCAUAAGAGCAAUAUCAAGGAUGUGCACGAGGCGUAUGAGAAAAUCCAGAAGGAUGAAGUGAGGGAGCAGGUGUGGGCUCAUACGAACAAGGCUUUCGAUGUCAUUACCGCUGGGAAGGUCUUCACAGAGUGAUGUCGUGGGCAAGAGAUGCCUGUUUUAGUCUUGUUUCCUUUUUGUCGGUGGGAUAAUUACUCAACGGUCUUGUUUAACUUUGAUGUCCCCCGUUGCUGAUAUCGGUAGCCGGGCCAUGCUCCGACGCUGUAAGACCUAGUCCACUUCAAGACCUGAUCUACGAGGCGUCAAAUGGAGGGAGAAGCGUC